AUAAAGUUAUAGACAAAGAUGCAUUCGCAUUUGUUUUAAACGAAAUUUAAAUAUUGGAAAUCGAUAGUUGCCGCUGCAGUGACCCUUUCAGUCAGCUGGGGUAGGUGGGGUUAUAUUACAGGAAGCCAAGAUGGCUGACUUUGAGGAGCCGCUGUCAGAUGAAGAGAAGGUCCGCAUAGCGGCCAACUUUGUGACUCAUGCUCCACCUGGAGAGUUCAAUGAGGUCUUCAAUGAUGUUCGGCUUCUUCUCAAUAAUGACAACCUCCUCAGAGAGGGGGCGUCACAGUCAUUUGCCCAGUACAACAUGGAUCAGUUUACUCCUGCCAAAAUCGAGGGAUAUGAAGAACCGGUCCUGAUCACAGAGCAUGGUGACUUGGGUCAGGGACGAUUCUUGGAUCCUCGUAACCGUUUAUCGUUUCGCUUCGAUCACUUGAGGAAAGAGGUCAGCGACGUUCAGCCGUACGACGGAGAGGGGGCUCUGAGAAGCUGGAGGGAUGCUUGUGAUACUGCUCUUAGUGUCUACGUCAAAGAGCACUACCUUUCAGGAUUCUCCACGGUUUAUGAGAAAACAGUUGAUGGUCAGCAGACGAUUAUAGCCUGCAUCGAGGGACAUCAGUUUCAACCCAAAAACUUCUGGAAUGGUCGCUGCAGGUCAGAGUGGAAGAUGACUCUGGGUCAGUCCACAGCUCAUGUGGUUGGAGUUUUGAAAAUUCAGGUGCAUUAUUAUGAAGAUGGGAACGUCCAGCUGGUCAGCCAUAAGGAGGUUGAAAACUCAGUACCCGUGACUAGUGAAAGCCAAACUGCGAAGGAAUUUAUUGACCUAAUUAGGUCUGCAGAAAACGAAUACCAGACUGCAAUCAUUGAAAACUACCACACCAUGUCUGACACGACAUUCAAGGCCCUGCGUCGCCAGCUGCCUGUCACACGCACCAAGAUCGACUGGAAUAAGAUCUUAAGCUACAAGAUUGGGAAGGAAAUGCAGAAUGUCUAGAAGAGGGUCAGGUAAUGACCAGGAUGAUGCACACUCCUGUGGGCCCACAACCCAUCUAUAUAUGCGCAAGGACUAACCAAAGCAUAACUAUAUUAAUGCGGGGGAAGGAAGUAAAAUAAAAAUGUAACUCAAUGUUUGCAGACAGUUGGGCACAAAUAUGUCUGUUAUAAGGAAGGUGUUUGUAUUACAAAAACAAUGAUCAUGGUUUGGAGAAUGGUGUUACUUCUAUUUUAAAUCUGUGUUCGGACAGUGCAGGGCUGUGCUCAGGACUGCGUUGUG
Messenger RNA from Poecilia latipinna (sailfin molly), 1270 nucleotides. RefSeq names its product F-actin-capping protein subunit alpha-1-like. Gene Ontology annotation, molecular function: actin filament binding. Gene Ontology annotation, cellular component: cortical cytoskeleton; F-actin capping protein complex. The record is from RefSeq and is a predicted model, not a curated record. Gene Ontology annotation, biological process: barbed-end actin filament capping; actin cytoskeleton organization. The transcript has 10 exons. Bases 131 to 991 code for a protein of 286 amino acids. Lineage: Eukaryota; Metazoa; Chordata; Actinopteri; Cyprinodontiformes; Poeciliidae.